Messenger RNA from Tarenaya hassleriana, 1980 nucleotides. RefSeq names its product protein NRT1/ PTR FAMILY 4.4. The transcript is spliced from 6 exons. Gene Ontology annotation, cellular component: membrane. Gene Ontology annotation, biological process: oligopeptide transport; transmembrane transport. Lineage: Eukaryota; Viridiplantae; Streptophyta; Magnoliopsida; Brassicales; Cleomaceae. The record is from RefSeq and is a predicted model, not a curated record. Gene Ontology annotation, molecular function: transmembrane transporter activity. The coding region runs from base 91 to 1872 and encodes 593 amino acids.
ACAUACUCAAAGCCAAAACUUUUGCUGCUCUUUGCUUCUUUAAACCACACAGAGAGGAAAAACAAAACCCACCAAAAAAGGUAGCAAACGAUGGACAUUCACGGUUUAUCCAGCGAUGCUAAACAAGGACUUUACACGUCGGAAUCCGAUGAUCUCUGCGUUGAUUUCAGAGGCAGACCCUGCAUACCUCGUAAACAUGGCGGAGCUCGAGCCGCUCUCUUCGUUCUCGGGCUCCAAGCCUUUGAAAUGAUGGCGAUUGCUGCGGUUGGAAACAACCUGAUCACUUAUGUGUUCAAUGAGAUGCAUUUUCCACUGUCGAAAUCUGCAAAUAUCGUCACGAACUUCAUAGGAACUGUCUUCCUUCUCUCCCUCCUUGGCGGCUUUCUCUCUGAUUCUUACCUCGGUAGCUUCCGUACAGUUCUUGUCUUCGGCUCUGUCGAAAUAUCCGGUUUCAUAUUGUUGUCGGUCCAAGCUCAUCUUCCUCAGCUUAGGCCACGUGACUGCGACAUGAAGAGCACGAGACACUGCCCAGAAGCAAAGGGCUACGAGGCCGUGAUUCUUUACACUGCACUGUACUUGAUUGCCUUAGGAAGCGGAUGUCUGAAACCGAAUAUCAUAUCUCAUGGAGCCAACCAGUUCUUGAAAGAAGACUCGAGGAAGCUCUCAAGCUUCUUCAAUGGCGCUUACUUUGCUUUUUGCAUGGGCGAGCUCCUCGCUCUUACCCUCCUCGUUUGGGUUCAAACCCAUUCGGGCAUGGACGUCGGUUUCGGUGUCUCUGCUGCUGUAAUGGCUGCUGGUAUGAUCUGUCUGGUCUCUGGUACUCCUUUCUAUAGGAACAAACCUCCAAACGGUAGUAUCUUCACUCCGAUCUCUCAGGUUUUCGUAGCUGCAGUCACGAAAAGGAAGCAGAGUUUCCCUUCGAACAUGGAAACGCUUCACCAGUCUUCAAGCGAUCGUGUCAGACCUCUUCUUCACACUGACAAGUUCAGGUUUCUUGACAAAGCCUGCAUCAAAAUGCAAGACAAAGGGAGCGAAAGCCAGUGGAGACUCUGCACCGUCGAACAAGUGGAGCAAGUCAAGAUUCUCUUGUCAGUUGUGCCGAUUUUCGCAUGUACCAUCGUCUUCAACACAAUCUUGGCUCAGCUCCAAACCUUCUCGGUCCAACAAGGAAGCAUCAUGAACACACAUAUCACUAAACGCUUUGAAAUCCCUCCGGCUUCGCUUCAGUCAAUCCCUUACAUCAUCCUCAUAUUCGUCGUCCCUCUCUACGAGACAUUCUUCGUCCCCAUAGCCCGGAAACUCACGGGAAAAGACUCGGGUAUCUCUCCUCUCCAGAGAAUAGGCGCAGGGCUGUUCCUGGCAACUUUCUCUAUGGUGGCUGCUGCAUUAAUCGAAGCAAAGAGACGGAAAUCGUCUUUUCAUCAUGGCGAGACACUCUCGAUCUUCUGGAUCGCUCCACAGUUUCUGAUAUUCGGAUUGUCAGAGAUGUUCACCGCUGUUGGAUUGGUGGAGUUCUUCUACAAACAGUCUUCUCAGAGAAUGCAGUCUUUUCUCACGGCCAUGACGUAUUGUUCGUACUCAUUCGGGUUCUAUCUGAGCUCCAUCCUCGUCUCGUUGGUGAACCACGUUACUUCUAAAGGCUCUGGAGGAGGAUGGCUCAGCGAUAACGACCUUAACAAAGACAGAUUGGAUCUUUUCUACUGGCUUUUAGCUGCGUUGAGCUUUUUCAAUUUCUUCCAUUAUCUUUUCUGGUCAAGGUGGUAUUCUUGCGAUAAAUCUGCUUCGCCCGCAAUUUGUAACGCAGAGAUUCACGCAUCCGAGGACUUAGAGGGCCGAAACAACGAAAAAGUCGGGAACUUUAUGAGGGUAUGAGAUCACUGUGUUCUUAGGAGGAGGAGAGAAGUUUAGUUCUACUGAUCUUUUUAUGUAGUUUGAUCUGUUUCAUUAGAGAUUGUUCUAAAUUUAGCUGCAAGGUUUCAA